UGGGCUCCAGCGACGUGUGCGAGUGAGAGAUUGGGGCAGCAGCAGGGACUGGACGGACUCGUUACUCCGCCUGAAACAGCGGUGGGAGGGUGCUGAUCUCAUCAAACCCAUCCAGGCAGCGGCGAGUCCGGACGCGUCUUAUUGGGUCGUAGAGUGAAAGGCGAGGAGCUUUAACUCAACCUCGCGAGUGAGAGGGAUCGAGAGAGUUUUGAGACCGCUGUUUCAGAGUGUCGGCUGGUUGAAGCCACGGUUCUUGGCUCGGCUCACCUGGUCGUCUCUCCAUGUGCGUAAAGGGGCUCCAUCUUGUCACCGUCCUGUUCGGACUCGGACUCCCAGGCAUGCUGCAGGUCGGCGGCAUACGAGUCUACACGCCUGGGGAGGUCGAGGCGGUCAACGGGACUGAUGUUCGUCUGAAGUGCACCUUUCACAGCUCCUCCGCCGUCAACCCAAAUUCCCUCAUGAUCUCAUGGAGCUUCAGACCUCUCAAACCCGGCAGGGAAGAGUCGGUGUUCUAUUACCAGCAGCGCCCAUAUCCGCCUGUGGAAGGAAUUUUCAGAAGAAGUGCCACAUGGGCUGGCGACAUCAUGGGGCGAGACGCCUCCAUCAUAUUGCGGCAGGUCAAGUUCACAUAUAACGGCACCUACAUCUGCCAGGUGAAGAAUCCUCCAGAUGUCCACGGAUCCCUCGGCGAGAUUAAACUCCGAGUCGUCACCACAGCCUCUUUCUCCGAGAUCCUCAAGCUGGCUCUGAUCAUCGCCGGGGGAAUCACCGCAGCCAUGGUUCUGCUGAUCAUCAUCGUGUCGUGCAGAAGGUGCAAGAGGAAGAGACAGAGGAGGGAAGGGGAUGAGGAGGUCCCUCGAAAGGAGAGAAAAGACCCAACUGCGUGCCACCCGUCCAGAGCCGUCCACCUAUACAUGUCAGACACGUCAAUAGAGAUUGACAGUUCGGACGGCAUGAUCUCAGACCCCAGUACCAAAGACUCCAGCUCUUCCGAGGAAGAAGAACCGAGCUCAGACGACGACGACGGCGGCGACGACUCCGAUUGAGGCCCAGACAAAAUCAAAAAGAGGAAAGAAAAGCUAUUGUGUGUAGCCAGAGAUCUCCCGGGGGAGAUGCCCAGAUGGCAUCCGAACAUUAGCUUCUACAGCUCUGCCGACUGCAGAAGAGAUGAAACGCGAGCUGUUGCAAGCACAUUGUUCAUGAGGGAGUGGGGGGGGAGUUCUUUCGCAGAGUUUCUGUGUCAGAAAAAGAGAACUGUGAGCCUUUUGAUGAAGAUUUUAAAACAUGAGCAAAAAUAACUGCGCGGAGAGUCGAGCUUAGACGGAAGGUUUAUGAAGUGAGGUGAGCUCGGGCCGAGGUUGUCAGGAGCCCAGCUCCACAAUUAACAGUGUUACAAGAGAGAUAUACUUCCGGGUCAUGGUUUCAUGGUCAGCUUCGUCUGAUGCCAAAAGGGACUUGAACAGAGGUGAAUAAAGAUGUUCAUAUUUAAUAACGGUCGGUACUAAAAUCACACUCAAUAAAAAUCACAUCCACGUCAUGAUUUAAUGCUGCGCCCGGAGCAGGAACAUAAAUCCGGUCGACUUGUUGAUACAGCGCCAUCUUUAAUAAUGAAGGUCUUGCUCUUCACCGCUCGCUCGCCACUUGUUAAAAGCAAUUCAGUCUUCCGUCGGAGGGGUUGAGGGCUCUCAGUCACGCCUGAUGACCGGAGAAGUUUUGCUGCUGUCACUGACUUUGAAGGCCGAGUGCGCCUGUCCUGAAUGUGGUGUGGGAGGAAGCAGUCUGAUCUGAAAACCCAUGAACAUGAAAAUGUCUCUCUACCAGUGAACAAAUCUUUCGCUAACAAAUCCACUGUUGCUUGUUGAGUGACGGAAUGUUGUUCUUGUGAUGUGAUACGGAGGGAUUUAUAAACGUGUAUAGUUUUUAAUGCCAGCAGUAUUUCAGUAUGUUCCUUCCUUCCGUUUUUUUUUAAAUCAUAGAGCUUCUUUAUUAAAACGAUUUUCUAAUA
Molecule: messenger RNA, 2005 nt
Organism: Synchiropus splendidus (mandarinfish)
Lineage: Eukaryota; Metazoa; Chordata; Actinopteri; Syngnathiformes; Callionymidae
Product: myelin protein zero-like protein 2
Exons: 5
Coding region: 282-1046 (254 amino acids)
Biological process (GO): cell-cell adhesion
Cellular component (GO): membrane
Source: RefSeq, a predicted model, not a curated record